UGUGGGUUGCAGUAGUCAUUUAGUAGUUAAUGUGUACCAUCACAAAGAUUUUACUGAGACGAUUAUGUCCUGGUAAGGCCAAAGUCUUAAGUUCGGACACGAUGUAACCAUCUUGACACUGCUUCUAAGACAACCAACCUUCACAUUCUGACACUGUGUGCGUACCUCUCAGCUGACUCUGGAUGGAAGAUGGCAGCAGAAAUAACGACUACUUCAAAGACCCAGACUAAAUCCACAAUUACCAAGAAGCAGUCUAAAGCCUUAGAGAGAACCAACAUUUCCAGCUCUGUGCCAUGGAAUAAACCAUCCCUCAGCGAAAUUAAGAUUAAGGAUUCAGAAAAAUCCUCAAACAGCUGUCAGCCGUGGAACAGAACCCCCUCAGCAAAGCGUGAUCUAAAGCCUGUGCAGACUCUGACAGAAUGCCUGGAACUUCUUCGGAAACUAUCAGAGGAAGUGAACAACAUCAGCCAGAUGAAGACUGGCAGGAUGAAGGCUGCACCAGAGGGGAGCACAAAAGAGCUAGAUAGCCUGGAGAGUGGAAGAAAGCUGAUCCUCCAUUGGGCCAAGGAGCUGGAACAAAUCACGGUAAAAACGAAAAACAAGUCGACAGAUGAGAGGGCAAGAAGAAGAGAUGAUCCAGGAGAGAAAGAGAAAAAAGAGCUGGAAAAACAUAAUGACAGGCUUCAAAAAUGGGCUGUGGAGCUGAAGAAUAUCAAAGAGGCUAAUGGUGUGUCUGAUGAGGAGCUGAAGAAGCUGCUGUAUCCCAAAGGACUGAAAGAAUCGAAAGUGACAGCGAUCCUUCCUUUUCUGGAGUUUGUGGCUUGGUCUUUGCUAUCACAGGACACUGAGGAGGCUGUAUCGAAGUUGUGGCUGCCAACCAAACAACAGGCCUGGAGGACAGGAAGUGGAAGCCCCAAAUACAUUCCUGACUCAGUGUGGCAGUGGAUUCACAGUGCUUCAGUGCCUGUUCAGUUGGAUGCCAUCUCCAAACACUCCUCGCUGGUGGUGUCACCAGACCGACUGCAGGUCCAGGAGGCAGUGCUCCCCACUGCUCCAUCAAACAGCAGCCAGCGCUUUGCUGAGUGGCCCUCUGUGCUGGGGGACAUCAUAAUCAGUGCAGGGAGGCACUACUGGGAGGUAGAGGUGUCCCCCAGUGGCAGCUGGAGAGUAGGAGUGAUGUCAGAGCUUGCUUCCACUAGACAGAAAUCCGUGACACCAAAAGAAGGAUAUUGGGUCCUGUGGAAAGGCCCCAGUUUGUGGGCCUGUACUGACAAGGCCAUUAGGCUGGAGAAGGUGGCUCUGCCCCGACACAUUGGGGUGUAUGUGGACGUCGAGGAGGGCCAGGUGUCUUUUUAUGAUGUAGAACGAAGGGUCCACAUCUACACCUUCUCCGAUACCUUCAGACACAGUCUCAUCCCUCUGUUUGGCUGUCUGGAUGGAGACACAGUCCUUAAAAUCAAACCAGCAGAGAUGUCUAGCAAACACUGAAGGAAUGAGUGUGUGGCUGAUGAACUGCUGAUGAAAGCAUCUUGUCUGAAAUCAGAUCCUCCUUUAAGAUUAUGGUAUUUUGGGGAAAAAUAUCCUAUAAAUUACAUGAACAAGAUCAGACACACUGAUCAACAUAUACAAUUAUGGAUUACUUUUAAAAAAUAAUUGGGAGGUCCAAAUUGCUUAGUAAGAACUGUAACACUGAAGAGCCCCAGCAAGAAUAUCUCUGAGUCAGAUAUCAAAGACAUAACCAACAUUAUUAUGUUUUGAAGCAACACACAAGUGGUUUUACUAGUAGUAGCUGAUACACCCCUGCAAAUGUUAACACAAGAAAUUUUAAAAACAGCCGCAGCUGUGUUGCAGUUUCUGCUGUUUUGGUAAAGAGCUUGUGCUAUUUAUUUCUUCUUUUAUCACCACAAAGGUCUUUUGUUUGAUUUGUUAGUAGGAUCUCAUUGUGUCGUCAUACAGCACAUUUAAAACAGCAAAUGAGUCAAAAUGCUUUCCAGUGGAGAAAUAAGUAUGUUAAGAAUUUACCUAACAAGUUUAAAUAAUGAGUCCACGGUAUUAUUAAUUAAAGUUCCUGACUAAUUCAAAUAUUAAGUUAAAUAUGUUGUAUAUAAAACAAACUAAAGUGACCGACUUAAUGGCUCAGACUGAGAGCCGAAAAUAUUAUACACAGAAAACCCACCAAAUCAAAGAUCCUCCAUGAGACUAGCUUCAAUUAACUUUAUUGUCAUUACACAGAGUCCAAGUAUAAAGACAUGCAGUUGAACACAUAGCUGUAAGUGCAAAAGAAACAAACAGUACUAAAUGCUGUGAUCACAUGAUGUAUACAAAUGGAAUAAGCUGUAGAUGACAAUGUAAAAAUAAAUGAACACUGUAAGAUA
Messenger RNA from Amphiprion ocellaris (clown anemonefish), 2375 nucleotides. RefSeq names its product nuclear factor 7, brain-like. The coding region runs from base 190 to 1488 and encodes 432 amino acids. Lineage: Eukaryota; Metazoa; Chordata; Actinopteri; Pomacentridae. Gene Ontology annotation, molecular function: protein binding. The record is from RefSeq and is a predicted model, not a curated record. The transcript has 11 exons.